GUGCAGUGCCGAGAGCGAUAUGGCAGCGACAGCUCUCAGCUGGCUCGGUAGCUGGGCCAUCAGUGCCCACAUCAAAGACCGCGUUCAGUCCUACACCCGCCGCACGUGGAAAAAGGCCCUGCGCGGGACGCUGGAAGAGUACUGCGAAGACUACGAGUGGGACGCCGACAAUGAGAUGAGCGACACCGUCGUCAUCGUCAAGGACGCCAAGCUUCGGCCGCACGUGAUCGAUCAGCUUCUGCGCAGCCUCGGCGUGCGCGCCGACGCGGCCACCGUCGGCAGCGUCCGACUCUGCCUCUCGGUCGGCCUCGAUCUCGAUGUCGGUCUCUUCUCCAAGCCUUGGCGCGUCGAGGUUCAGGACCUGAAGCUAGAGCUCGAGCUGGGGGCCGCGCCGGCGGGGGACGAGGCUGAGGACACGGCCGAGGCAGCGGGCUCGGCGCCUUCACCCGACUCCUCGCCGCAGCGGAGCUCAAGUUCCUCCUCGAAGAGGAGCUCCUCCUCCGAGGAUUGGCUGCCUCUGCACCGCGCGGCCGAGAACCUGCAGUUGUCGCUCCGCAACACGGUGGUGGUGCUGCGCGGGCUGGAGCCGGGCAGGUGCCUGGUCAUUCGGCUCGAGCAGGCGACCCUGUCCACUACCGACAGCGAGUGGGCGCCCAUCCAAAAGGUCGCCGCGGACGCCGUGGACGACGGCUCGGUCCUGCACAAGGAGGUCAGCUUCUUCGGCCUUGACGUGCAGCUGCAGCGCGCGCAGGAAGCAGAGGUGGACUCGUGGGAGCGAUCGUGGCUUGGGGAGGGUGGCGACGAGGCGGAUGGCCGGGCGAGCGGCGUCAAGGAGGGCGGCGAGGGGAGGGUGGCGGUGGAGAUACCGACGGCGGUGGCGGGGAGGGUGGCGGUGGGGAUGGCGAUAGGCGACAGGGCGAGAGCGCCCCUCCUGUCGCCGCCGCCGCCCGUGCAGCAGCUGGUAGCGGUGAGCGGUCUGCGGGGCAGGAUGCGGAUCAAGAAGCGGCUGAAGCGUGACCUGACCGGCAGCGUCGCUUCCGACUGGUGGGGGGAUGAGUACCUCUUCCUGCUGAGCGCGGCGUCGGACGGCGUGCCACGGCUGCAGCUCACGGGCGUGCUGCUGCGGCUCAAGUGGUCGGAGGAGAUCGAGGAGUAUGUGCUCAACCACGAGAAGACGGCGCAGCUCUCGGUCGGCCACUCCCUCGACGCGACGCUGCUGGCGGAGCUCAACACUUGGUCGCGACAGAUCCUGCAGGCAUAUGCGGAGGUCGCGCCGUCGGCAGAGACGAGGCUCGCCAUCGAGCAGCGGCGGCGCGCGGAGGAGCACGAGAAGCUCGUGCAUGUGACCCGCUCGCUGCGGGCCGCGCGGCAGAUACUCGAGGACUGGCAGGCGACCGCGAGCGCAAAGCUGGACGAGGCGGCGCGCAUCGCCGCCGAGGUGGCGAUCAAGCAGCACUCCCAGAGCCAGCGCGUGCGCGCGAGGCAGAUGCUCGAGGCGCUCGAGGCGCGGGUGGCGCAGCAGGCGCCGCCGGCGGAGGUAGUGGCGGCCGCGCUCGAGGCGCUGAGAGAGCUGGCAGGGCAGCCCGUGCUGCCGCCGCGAGCCCCGUUUGAGGGCGGCUACAAGCUCGGCGACGCGAGCCGCGCCACGGCAGCGGUGGCCGCGGGCGGGGUGGAGUCCGUCGUGCGCACGGCCACGGGCAACAGCGGCUACAAGUUUGGCGACGGCACGCGCGCCGCGAUGAAGUGGAUGGGCGGCGGCUCCUCUUAGUGAGCUCCACGCUACGGGGCUUUCCUGCGGGCGGGUGGGUUUACUCUCCGAUGACGUUUGUGUGUUUGUGUUUUCGAGGCACAUGGCAUGUGCAUGUGCAUGUAUCACGGAGUCUGUUUU
Emiliania huxleyi CCMP1516 is the source of this 1888-nucleotide messenger RNA. RefSeq lists its product as hypothetical. NCBI's taxonomy places the organism in Eukaryota, Haptophyta, Isochrysidales, Noelaerhabdaceae. The coding region runs from base 20 to 1768 and encodes 582 amino acids. The transcript is spliced from 6 exons. The record is from RefSeq and is a predicted model, not a curated record.